Messenger RNA from Hydractinia symbiolongicarpus, 927 nucleotides. Its product is annotated as vesicle transport protein USE1-like. Bases 44 to 811 code for a protein of 255 amino acids. Gene Ontology annotation, molecular function: SNAP receptor activity. The transcript is spliced from 7 exons. NCBI's taxonomy places the organism in Eukaryota, Metazoa, Cnidaria, Hydrozoa, Anthoathecata, Hydractiniidae. Gene Ontology annotation, cellular component: SNARE complex; endoplasmic reticulum. Gene Ontology annotation, biological process: retrograde vesicle-mediated transport, Golgi to endoplasmic reticulum. The record is from RefSeq and is a predicted model, not a curated record.
UCAUUUUUUAUAAAAAUACAGAAAUUAAAAACAAAAACACAAAAUGGGAAAAUCAUCCAGAAAGGAAAUCAAUAUUCGGCGUUUGUUAGCACAAUGUGAAGUAAUGGCAUCUGACUGUCAACACAACGAGUGUAAAAUCGACUGGCGACUUGCUAAGUAUUUAAAACAUCUUGAUAAAGAAAUCGAAGCAUUAAAAAAAGAUCAAAUGAAUCCCCCGACGACAGACGUGGUGCGUGAUUAUGAACGUAAAGUGGAAUUUCUAAAAGGUAUCGUGAAAGCUGACGAAGUGGAUGAUCCGUUGGAACGCACUUUAUUGUGCCAUCACUUACUCCCCUCAACAGUUAUUAGUGGCGAACAAUCUUGCGGAUCGCACACUAAAGAACUACAUUUGCAGGUCAAAGGAAAACAUCAAAAAGAAUUGCGUCAGCAGCUUUUUGGUGGUGAAGAUGCGCUUCGAAAGAGAAAAGUACACGAAUCUUCUACCACGAAAGAUAAUAUCAGUCACAUUAUUAAACAACACCACGACAUGCAAGAAAAAGUGGCUGAAGAGAUGAUCAAAAUGGCAAUCUCUAUGAAGGAAAAUUCUCUCGCAGCAAGAGAUAUCAUUCAAACCGAUAACCAGGAACUGGAGCGAGCCACCAAAGUUACAGAGAGCAAUUACAAAAAAUUGAAAACCGAGAGUGACCGUCUUGAAGAACUGAACAAAAAGACAUGUUCAUGUACUAUUUGGAUCAUGCUCGCUAUCGUGUGUGUCGUGUUUAUCAAUAUGAUCAUAUUUAUCAAGUUCUUUCCCAAACGGAAAACUUACUGAAUUUUAGUGAGUUGGAAAAGAUGUAUAAUACGAAUAUAGGAUAUAUUAACUUGAAUAUGUAUAUAAUAAAAUCUGAAAUACUUAUUUAUUUCGUUGUCGAUUAAAUUUAUGUUUGA